Molecule: messenger RNA, 1190 nt
Organism: Dermacentor andersoni
Lineage: Eukaryota; Metazoa; Arthropoda; Arachnida; Ixodida; Ixodidae
Gene: Aos1
Product: SUMO1 activating enzyme subunit 1
Biological process (GO): protein sumoylation
Cellular component (GO): cytoplasm; SUMO activating enzyme complex
Molecular function (GO): SUMO activating enzyme activity
Source: RefSeq, a predicted model, not a curated record
GUUAGUAGCCACUGACAAUAGUGCGCGAAGCGUCUUUUGAUGUGUGGUGGUGCGGGUGGUGCCGAUGGUGAACAUUAUGGGUGAAGUUCGGGCAGUUGUUCCUGAGUUGUCUCAAGAAGAGGCCAGUAUCUACGACCGUCAGAUACGUCUCUGGGGUUUGGAAUCACAGAAACGGUUGCGAGCGGUGAGGGUUCUGGUCGCUGGCUUGAACGGCCUCGGAGCAGAAGUGGCGAAAAACUUGGUUUUGGCGGGCAUCAAGUCCAUAAUGCUCUUGGAUAGCCACAAUGUCACUGCCGAGGAUUUUUCGUCCCAGUUCAUGGUCGAAAGAGGAGACGUUGGCAAGAAUAGGGCACACAGUUCAAAGGCAUACACAAAAAACCUGAACCCCAUGGUUGAAGUGGACUCUGAGGAUGGCAAUCUGCUGAACAAGAACGAUGAUUAUUUUCUAAAGUUUGACAUAGUGUGUUGCACGGAAAGCCUCUCCACAGAAGACCUUGUCAAGGUUAACACCCAGUGUCAUAACCUUGGCGUCAAGUUUUUCUGUGGCCAUGUGUGGGGCUUCUUUGGCUACUACUUCAGUGAUCUCAUUCAACAUGCCUACACGCAAGAAGUGCUCAAACUUGCAAGGCCUGUGGGUCCCAGCCCUGCCAAGAAGCCAAAGACUGAAGACACAAACACUGUGAUCCAAAAAGUGAUGACAUGUGUGCCACUUUCAAGAGCGCUCCAAGUCAAGGCUGGCAAAGCAAGCACUGGCUUAGACAGGAAGACGUCGCCUCUUUUCUUCCUGCUUCACGUUCUUCUGCGUUUCUACGACAAGCACCGGGUUGACCCCUGCGAGUCGGACAGAGAAGAGAUGGUGAAACUAAGGGACGAAGUGGCAGCAGACCUAGCUGUCGACAAGGAGCGCAUUCCGGAGAGACUGUUCAAUGCUAUUUCCAAGGAAAUGUGUGCCACAAGUGCUGUUGUUGGUGGCGUCUUGGCUCAGGACAUUAUCAAGGUGGCCUCGUGCAAGGAUCCACCACUGAAAAACUUUUUCCUUUUUGAUGGCAUUGAAUGCUGUGGUCUCCAGGAGAACAUUGGCCGGUGACUGGAUAUUCGGCUCAUCAGCAGUGUACCAACCAUCAUCACACAUAACAUGCCAGGCCAGUGGAAAAACGAAUAAAGAUUGCUGAAUACUAAUUUAAAGUUUA